AUGGCCCGCCUUGCGAGGCCCACCGCGACAGCAAGCAACCCUUCGACCCCCAUCCCGGCCACCACUUUGAGCCCGGCUCUUGCCGGGGCCGUGCCGUCUCCCAGCAGCGGCGCGGCAGGCGUCGCCACCCCCGUCGCCGGACCGUCGCGCACACGGGGCACGCGCUCCAGUGCGCGGCGUUCCCUUGCGGCCGCAGCGACCGCCCCGUCUUCGUCGGCCUCGGCGUCGACUUCCGCCGCGGCGUCACCGGCAAGCUCGGGCGGUGUGGAUCGCAUCCCCAAGAGCCAUGUUGCGCCCAAGGCGCACGGGCUCCGCAAUGCGCUCAACGCGCGCGACCGGACGCCCUGCCCCUUCCCAUCCGAAUUCGGAGGAAGCGAACACUGUGGUGUCGCAGACGAAGACGAGGCCGACGACGUCCUCAUGGCCAUCUGUGCCGCCACCGCUGGACUGGGAAACCUCGCACUGUCACCCGACGAACUUGCUUCAAUUGCGUUUGAACGUGGCUGGCUGCGCCCACCGUCAGUCGCGGUCGCGCCAGCAACCAUGAUUCAGAACGCAAUCCGCAUGCACCAGAGUCGUUGCUCAAAGGCGACUCCAACCCGCAGACCGCUCGUUCAAAAGUACCAGCUCGCAGGCUCGACAGCAGAGGCGGUGCUCGGACCGGCCCUACACCCCACCGCGUUCGAGGGCCCAGCACGCCCAAAGGGCCCAGUGUGGUUCCUCUCGUCAGAAGUGGGAAAGGCAAAAUGGCGCAACCCCUUUGCGGGAAUCGUUGUUCCCAAGACGACCGUUCGCAAACCCGCUGCGCCCAGGCCAAAGACGAUCAAACCCAAGAAGGAAGACACGAGGCGAAAGGACAAGAAGGAUAAGGAGCAAACACCAGCCGCCGCCUCGGCCGCCAGCGACGCCACGGUGCCUCCUCCUGUCCCUCGCAUAAAGUUGCGACUUUCGGCAGCGGCUGGAGACGCAACGCCAGGUACUACGCCUGGUACACCACCGGCAACGCCAGGUGAGGACAGCGAUGUUGGCGAGAGCAUGCGAUCGUCGCGUAGCGUUACCGUCGAGUCGUCGGUCACUCCCAUGCUGUUCUCCACGCCGCCUCCACCGUCUCGCAAGCACCAGCGCAAGCACACUAGCGUCCUCGACUCGUCAGACUCCGACUCUUCGGAUUCCGAUGACGACAUGACAGCCGCCGCCGCCGCGUCGCGUCACAGGCAGCCACGGCACAUUGUGCUACCACCACUCGCCGCCGGUGCUGGAUCGACGCGCUUCCCUCCACAGGCGCCACCAUCCCGCCCUGCACCACCUGCGCACUCUCCUCUGGGCGUCUUGUUUUUCUCGCCCCUCACCACUGCCACACUGCCUCUCCCGACAUUGCUACAGUCUCCCUUCCCUCACCACUCUCUCGACAACACCAUCUGGGCCGCGCGCAACAAGACCGAACCCCUCGCGUUCGAUGCGUCUAGCUCGAGCUCGGACGAUGAGCUAUGCGAGGACUGGGGCAACAGCUCGGGCCUCAUGAUCAAGGCUGACGAUGACGAGGUCCUUUCUGGCUCCUGGCCUCAGGAUGACGACCCCAAGCUCUCGGCAGCCACCACUGCCAUGCGCGAGCUGUUCCCGUACGAGGAAGGUGCCGUUGCCAACCCUUGUGGACCAUCGUUCAACCAGCUCGACAACCGCCAGGGCCAGUCGGACAGCUCCAGCGUCGCUGACAGCUCCUCCACCAUCAACGCCGUGUUCCAGGGCAAGCUCAAGAAUGUCGCCUGUCCCGCAGCUUUGCCAGCUUGGGCGCUGUCGAGCCCCGUCUCGUCGCCUAGCAUGAACGGUCGCUCUCUCCCAGCCUUUGUUGAGACCAGCCCGACCCAGUACCUGUCGCGUUACGCGCGCGAUGUGGACAGGAGCAUGGAGAUGGACGUUGACGUUUCUCCCGACGACGAGGCCUGGCUCGACGAGUCGGGUCAGCUUCCCGUGCACGCCGAGGACACGUUUUCGGAUGUCGAGGUUGGCUCGACCCUCGGUGGCGAGAUUACCACGCCAGAGCGCGACCGCCAGCUGCAGACCGCCGAGUGGGCCCAGGCUUCGUCGCUCCUCAUCAAGCAAGAGCCUGAAGACUACUACCCGUCCCCGGCGGCUACCUCGAGCACCGAGCCCGACGACACCAGCCUUCUCUUCCAGGCAUCUCGCGAGUCGACUGCCUCAGCACCAUCACCUUCGUCAGGCUCGUCCGAGCUUACGCCGUACGAGUUUGACGACUCGGACAACGCACAAGAGUUCCUUUUGGGCCCCGAGAGCUUGUCGAUCGAGGAGCUGGACGAGUGGCUCCCUUGCGCUGCAAAGGUGGACCGCACACCACUCCGUGGCCGUGGCCGCGUAGCUCGGCACGACCCAUCGCGGUGCAGUGGCAACUGGGGUAGCAUUGGCGUCAACAACCCGAUCAUUCCCCUGUCCGGGUUCAUCCCCAAGCCUACACCGCCGCCACUGGUGCGCAAGCGCAGUCUCCGGUCAUGCACGCGUCGCAACCGCUCGACACCCCGCAAGGCCGACUCUCGCCCCACUCCCGUGCCGUCCCCCGUGUCGUCCGAGGUCCUGGUGCUCGAGACCCCCACGCACCCCGAGCCUGAGACCAUCGACAUUGACAUUGAGCUCGAGGACGCAAUCGGUGCCGCGGAUCUGGAAAUGGCCCGCGUCGAGGCAGAAGAACGCGAGGAGCAGUACCGUGCCCAGAAGAGGGCCGAAGCCGAGGAGAACCACCGUCGCUGGCAAGCAUGCCGCCGCGCUUUCGCCGACGCUACAGCCAGCGGCUCGGGCUCCCAGUCCCCAGUCCUCUCGCCACCCAACCCUCCGGCUGCUGAACCUCACCAAUCCUCGCCCUGGAUCGAGACUCCCAACAACGGCUCAGGCACUUGGGGUGCCUCGGACAUUGUGCCCGACAUGACCUCGUCAUUGACCUUGUCGCCACUCGCGCUGCAGAUUUCGCCGCCGCCCGAGCUCACCUCGCUGGACCCCAAGGCGCUUCUUUCGCCACCCAGCCAGACUACCAUGAUGAUGCUCGACUCGGCCUUGUCUCAGGUUGAGAUUGAUCAGCAACACGCCGCCCCACCCCUCCCUGCCCCGGCACUGCCUCCUCCUGCACCUGCUGCGACUGCUCCUGCUCCGCACCCUGUGCCGUACCACCCUGUGGCCAUUGCACCUGCACAGCAGCCCCAGCAACAGCAACAGCAGCAGCCCCAUCGCGGUCACGCUCAGCAGCACCACCACCCUAUUGCUCCCAAGCCAGUAAACCCCUCGCCGCCCAAGCACAUUGCCCCCAGGGUGGUGUCGCCCAAGGUCUCGCACAAGCCGAUGCCCAUCGCCAUUGCGCCGGCACCCGUUCACCCGCACGAGGUCAAGAUUGCGCCCAGGCCAGAAGUCAAGGUUGCGCCCAAGCCCGAGCCGCGGAUUCUUCCCAAGCCCGAGCCGUCCAAGCUUGUGCCAAAGGCAGCUUCCGUGCCUCCCAUUGCUCCAACACCGGCAACCACGAGUGCACCAGCGACGACUCCUGCAACGGCCACGUCGUCGGCCACGUCCACGUCGUCGACUCCUGCGCCGACCCCAGCUCAGGUUCCUACCCGUACCGUCUCGCCGAUCGCGCGUACGUCGACAUCCUCGCCUGCGACUGCCAGUGUCGCGUCAUCGUCCAGCCUGUCCUCUGCGCCAUCGUCCACAGCGACCAGUACCACUACCACGACUGCCUCGACGCCAGCGCCGCAGCCACGGCCCUCGACCCCCUCGUCGGGUGGCACGACCAAGCGUUUGCUUCCCGGUAUCGACGCGUGUGUGAUUGACAACCUCCCUUGUUACUCGCACGUCUGGGAGGCGCCCAAGGGCCCAAAGUGCACUGUGCUUCGUCGUCUCGACACUGACUUUGUCAACGGCACUGCUCUCCUUACGGCUCUUGGCGUUCCCCCAAACAAGUACGCCGAGUACCUCCAGGCGCCGUCGCCCACCCUCGCCUCGCACAGGACUGUCCCCCUCAUUUCACCACAGGGACACCACCACGCACCGGGCGUCCCGGGAGUCUGGAUCCCACUCGUCGAGGCUCGCGAGCUCGCACGCAAGCUCGGUCUUCCCGACUCGAAGCUGCUGGCAAACAUUCUCCGCGAAGACCUGUUCCAGCUCUUCAAGGAGCUUGCUGGUAUUUCGUUGCGCCACACGUCGUCGACCGAGAGCUUUGGAAUGCCGUUCGUCACUCAGCCACACCCGCGCCAGAUGGUUCCGCCGGCCAACGCCAACUCGCGGUCGACACCCAACCUCACCGCGCUUGGCGGCGCCUCGGCUCCCAACCCCACUCACAUGCGUCCUGGCGUACCUGCUGGUGCAAAAGGCCCGCUGGUCCGUGGUCCGGUCGCGCCGCCUGACGGUGCGCCGCAGCCCAAGCGCCGCCGUGCCACCGUCGUCGUUGUUGGUGCCACUGGCCCUGCGGCUGCUACUGCCAACGCAGCUCGCCAGCCCAUCAACCCGGCUGUCCCUCGUGCUGUUCCGACGGCGGCUGCCGCUCGUCCGGCCCCUGUUGUCGCUACUGCACCAGGCAAUGCCCACGCGGCCCCCGUCGCAGCUGUGCGCCAACCUGUGCCCCCCGCUGCUCAGGUCGCCAGGCCUGUCGUCGCCCCAACACCUGUUGCCCCCGCGCCGACGGUUCUGGCAGCCAAGGCCGCUCCAGAUCCGCCCAAGGUCGCACCAAAGGUUGCACCCCUCAUGGCCGUUGCCCCGCCUCCAGCGGCGCCACGCCGGACCCGUGCCAGCCUCGGUGCAGCUGUCGGUGCCAAGUGA
Messenger RNA from Apiotrichum porosum, 4809 nucleotides. RefSeq lists its product as uncharacterized. The coding region runs from base 1 to 4809 and encodes 1602 amino acids. The transcript is spliced from 3 exons. The record is from RefSeq and is a predicted model, not a curated record. Gene Ontology annotation, molecular function: DNA binding. Lineage: Eukaryota; Fungi; Basidiomycota; Tremellomycetes; Trichosporonales; Trichosporonaceae.